Messenger RNA from Pleuronectes platessa (European plaice), 2029 nucleotides. It is a transcript of the gene ada2a, whose product is annotated as adenosine deaminase 2a. NCBI's taxonomy places the organism in Eukaryota, Metazoa, Chordata, Actinopteri, Pleuronectiformes, Pleuronectidae. The transcript has 10 exons. Gene Ontology annotation, molecular function: adenosine deaminase activity. The record is from RefSeq and is a predicted model, not a curated record. Gene Ontology annotation, biological process: adenosine catabolic process; inosine biosynthetic process. The coding region runs from base 204 to 1739 and encodes 511 amino acids.
ACGUAAACACCAGCUGUGCGUAAACUGUAGUGUUUCUGCGUUGCGAGCUUCGUUGUUUACAUCAUAUUCACGCCGUAAAGUAACGGAUUCGAGUUAAACACGCACGUAUUUCCCAGCGGACUGCGUCGUGUCAGUGUCGGUUCUUCUUAUUGUGCUUUUAAAAUACAGAGUUUAACAUUCACCUGCAGCCGAAACUGAAGACCAUGGCAGUCCAGCUACAGCGCCCCCUCGUGGCAGCGGCGUGUCUCCUGGUCAUGCACUACCUGGCCGGGGUCCUCUCUGUCCCGGACCCCAGACAGAGGGAGGCCCUCAUCGAGCAGGAGGCCUCCAUGCAGACGGGUGGGCAGGUGGUGCUGAGCGACGCUGAGCAGCGUGUGGAUGCGCUGCUGUUUAACAUGAAGCAGAGGGAGGUUCUGAGAGCAGACUUCCCCCCCGCCAUGCACUUCUUCAAGGCCAGAGACCUCAUCAGGUCCAGUCCCAUCUUCAGCCUCCUGCAGAAGAUGCCUAAAGGGGGCGCUCUACACGUCCAUGACUUCUCCAUGGCUGAUCCACUGUGGCUGGUGAAGAACGCAACCUAUCGGCCCCACUGCUACAUGUGCUUCACCGACAGCCACUCCGUCAGGUUCAUCUUCUCGUCCCAGUUGCCGAAACCUCUGCCGCGCUGCUCCCCCUGGAACCUGCUGGAAAACCUGAGGGCCAAGACCAGUAACACCACAGACCUGGACGACAGCAUCCUGCGGAACCUGACGCUCUUCACGGAUCAGGAUCCAGAAGGUGUUUACCCCAGUCAGGAUGUGGUAUGGAACGUGUUUGAACAGUGCUUCUAUGCACUGUGGGGUCUGGUCACGUAUGCUCCUGUCUUCAGAGACUAUUACUACCAAGGCCUGACUGAGUUCUACCUGGACAACGUCAUGUAUUUAGAACUACGAGCUUUACUCCCACAUAUAUAUGAACUGGACGGCAGCACUCACGACUCGGCCUGGACUCUGAAGACCUACCAGGACGUCACCAGACGGUUCACAGACGACCACCCAGACUUCUACGGAGCGAGAAUCAUCUACACAAUCAGCAGGAGCGUGACUGUUUCCACGAUGACUGGAGCUGUGGAGACGGCCAUGAAGCUACAGAAAGACUUCCCAGACAUCAUGGCUGGUUUUGACCUGGUGGGCCGCGAGGACACAGGCCGACCGCUCUGGUUCUACAGAGAGGCCCUAUCACUGCCGGCAGAGAGGGGGGUCACGCUCCCUUUCUAUUUCCACGCUGGAGAGACGGACCUCGAGGGCACGGAGGUCGACCAGAACCUGCUGGAUGCUCUUUUGUUCAACACGUCGCGCAUUGGCCACGGAUUUGCUCUGCCACGCCAUCCAGUGGCCAAAGACAUAUCCAGGAAGAGAGGAGUGGCUGUGGAAGUUUGCCCCAUCUCCAACCAGGUGCUGAUGUUGGUGAAUGAUUUGCGGAAUCAUCCGGCAGCUGCUCUGAUGGCGGAGGGCCACCCGGUGGUCAUCAGUUCGGACGACCCGGCCAUGUUCGGUGCCUCCGGCCUCUCGUACGACUUCUACGAAGCCUUUGUGGGCCUCGGUGGGCUGAGCUCCCACCUGGGUUCCCUCAAACAGCUGGCAACUAACUCUAUUAGGUACAGUUCUCUGGCUCCAAAUCAACAGGAGAAAGCUUUGGCUCUGUGGCAGAGGAAAUGGGAUAAGUUCAUCUCAGAAACUGCCUUUGAAGCGAGAAGGCCUUGAUGUCUUUAAAGGACUCUUACCUCAGGUGGAUUACAAAUGGAAAUCAAUGUGAACACAGCCGGUUUGUGUCCAGAGCAAAAUUUGACAUUUUAGCACGUAAAUGGGAAAAGCACAAAUAAUAUUAGAUAGGGAAAUGAUUUGGCCAGUGUGAGACAGGCUUGAGCUAUGUCUAUGUUUUGGGUUUCAUUCAGAUUUUGCUUUUGUAUUUUGCACUUUAAGAUUCAUGUUUCUGGUCGAGGUGCUAAAUACUGUUUGACUCUCUUUGUGGUUUGUGGGCGACAAAGGCCCCC